AUGGAGGAGAAGCGCAAGAUGAUGGAGGCUGAAAUGCUGAAGAGAGACCUGGAUCAUCAGCUGAUAGAAGACCUGAUGGUUGCUACAUUUUCUCAGCGCAGAAAAGAGAUAAUUGGAGAUCAGCCACUCAUCACAGAAGUCAUUUCCAGAUGGCCAGCUCUGCUCCAUGAGAGACAGAUUAGGGCAGAGUUCAAGAGAAUUGUCACCACAGACCUUGUGGAAACUUUUCUCGAUGGACUUGAUGGCCUGGUCCCAAGACUGCUGGAGUUGUACAAAGCAGCAACCAAGUCUGGAAAGAAGCAAUCACUCAAGGACAUUUUGGACUGCCUUCAGAAAGAUGACACAAAUGAGAGGAGGAGGACUGCUGCUUUGCUUGGACUGCCGCACUACAUAUCGGGCGAAGAUCCAUCAGCUGUCAUCAGGAUGUGUAAUGCUCAUGGAGAGACUCUGGAUGAAGCCAUGAAGGGGAUGCAACUUGGCCUGCUGAUAGGCUAUGAAGAUGCAGAGCGGGAUGCCUUUCCAAAGGAGGUCUUCAACAUCGCAGUUGUAGUUGAGGAGAAAAUUGUACUUCACAACAUUAAAGAUGUGGCAUGGAGCUAUGCCAUGCUUAUGGGUGUCAUCUACUGUGUCAAUCUCGAGUACCCAGAAGCCAUGAAGUAUUCUUUUGAGUUUCUUCAGAGAGUGGUGAUGAAGAUAAAACCAGACCAAGCAUCUGCCAGAGUACAUGGGCUAAGAAACAGAAUCCUGAGGUACAAAUUGUAA
Messenger RNA from Perca fluviatilis (European perch), 762 nucleotides. RefSeq lists its product as uncharacterized. The transcript is spliced from 4 exons. Lineage: Eukaryota; Metazoa; Chordata; Actinopteri; Perciformes; Percidae. Bases 1 to 762 code for a protein of 253 amino acids. The record is from RefSeq and is a predicted model, not a curated record.